CAAUCAGGUCCCAGCCCUACAAGCUAUAAUAUAGCAAUAAAGGCAGACUCAUUUCACAGGCGUCUGUAGCAUCAGGCUGCUACCAUUUAAAUCAAACGCUUUUUGUUCUUGAUUGCUGUCUCAGGUCUAAACUCCGAUGUGUUCCGUUAUCAAGGACCUCCAGUCUGCAAUUUCAGCACCUGUUUUACUAGGAAUCGGUGGAUAGUAAGGGGAGCAGACAAUACACAAGGACAUAGGAAGGGGUAUACCAUCUAGGGAAGCUGCACACACUGAGCUUUUAAACUGUUGGAUUCUAUGGACGAGAUGUUGGUGUUGACAAGACUUCUCCUGGUGGGCUUUAUCAGCGCUCUGGUGGUACCUUCUGGGCUGACUUGUGGACCAGGCAGAGGCAUUGGAAAAAGGAGGCACCCUAAAAAGCUGACCCCCUUAGCUUAUAAGCAAUUCAUCCCUAAUGUGGCUGAAAAGACCCUAGGGGCCAGUGGAAGAUAUGAAGGCAAGAUCACAAGAAACUUCGAGAGAUUUAAAGAACUAACCCCAAAUUAUAACCCAGAUAUUAUUUUUAAAGACGAAGAGAAUACUGGAGCUGACAGACUGAUGACUCAGAGAUGCAAAGACAAGCUCAAUGCCUUGGCAAUUUCUGUGAUGAACCAGUGGCCUGGGGUAAAGUUACGGGUGACUGAGGGCUGGGAUGAAGAUGGGCAUCACUCUGAGGAAUCCCUGCACUAUGAGGGCCGAGCAGUGGACUUGACAACAUCAGACAGGAACCGCAGUAAAUAUGGCAUGCUAGCCAGGUUGGCUGUAGAGGCUGGUUUUGACUGGGUCUACUAUGAGUCGAAGGCUCACAUCCACUGCUCUGUCAAAGCAGAGAACUCUGUGGCUGCUAAAUCUGGUGGCUGCUUUCCUGGUUCCGCAACAGUGACCUUGGAAAACGGGGACAAAAAAUCUGUGAAGGACCUGGGUCCUGGAGAUCGAGUUCUAGCAGUGGAUAAUUUGGGGAGGCUGGUAUACAGUGACUUCUUGAUGUUCAUAGAUAUACAAGAGAGAGCUAAAAAAUUGUACUAUGUUAUAGAGACUUCAGAUCCUCCGGAGAGGAUUAGACUGACAGCUGCUCAUCUCUUAUUUAUUUCACAAAAUGAAGAAAAUGGAACUAGGAUUUUCAAAUCAAUCUUUGCUAGUAAUAUUCGUUCGGGAGACAUGGUGUAUAUAGCAGAUCCAACAAAUAUGAGCUUGAAGAGUGCUCGGGUAAAGAAAGUUUACACUGAAGAGGGAAGUGGAGCGUACGCACCGUUGACGGCUCAUGGCACUGUGGUCAUAGACGGGGUGCUUGCAUCCUGCUAUGCUGUUAUUGAAGACCAUAGCUGGGCACACCUGGCAUUUGCCCCACUACGGUUUGGUUUAAACCUCUUGUCCAUUUUUAACCAUAAAGACCUUAGUUCCUCAUCUUCCAUAUCUACUCAAGAUGAAGGUAUUCACUGGUACUCAAAAGUUCUUUAUCAGAUAGGGACCUGGGUUUUGAAUAAAGACUCCAUUCACCCAUUAGGAAUGGUAGCAAAAUUGAGUUGAAAAAAAAAAAUUAACAGAGAAAGACUUUAUAUGUAGGACAGUCCAAAGUAGACAUCAAGGAAUCAAAGAACUUUACUUUCUCCUGAUUAUUUUUUUUAUUAUUAUUUUUUUAUUUUUUUUAUUUUGUAUUUUGGUUUAUUUUUUAUUUCCUACUGAAUAUUUAUUUGUAUUUUUUUUCUUUGGCAUUUGAAUAGAUGUUUAAUAUUAACUGGACAUUCAAGAGCCUUAAAUAGUUUCUUUGAUAAUUUAUUGUCAUGUGAAAUUUUUGUGGCCUCAAAUGAAAAGGGAUGUCUUUUUUUUUGUGAGACCAGGAUAACUCAUCAGAGUCUAUUUUUCUAUGUCACUUAUAAGUUCUGUCUUUCAGAAAACACAUUUACUGAGCACGGCUAAAAAUGUCCUUGUUCACUGCUCAGACAAGACCCUCUUGCAGGUCCUUCUAGCUAACAAGGUCUAUAUCAGUGAAAGUGUUAUAGAAAUGGGAAAAAAAAAGAAAAAAAAGACUUGUCUCAGUGGGGUCAAUAAAUUAUAUUUUUAUACAGAAUUGUAAAUUAGAUUUUUGCAGAGAUCAAUACUUAACUGAAUUACAUUUCAUUUUUGAAAUAGUGUACAUUAUAAGAAUAUAUUAUUUUAAUUUAAAUAGUUUCACAAGUUAACAUUGUCUCUUAUAUUUGUAUCUUAAGUUAAAUAUCUUCCUCAUCUAAAACAAAAGCAUUUGGUCACAUCUAUGUAAUUUAAGACUGUUACAAAAUGUAUUCUUGAAAAGAACAGGAAGCCUACCAUUUCUAACCUCAAAAGAGUUUACUUAAAACUUAUCAUAAAUAAUAAUAAUAAUAUUUUUUAAAACAAAGCGCACAUGAAAUAAAAACACUUCCAGAGGAUGAAGACUGUUUGUACAGAUAUAAGGAUGAUUUUCAUUAAUACAUUGAAAAUAACCGCUGUAAAUUUACUAAAAUGUAUUUUUUAAUAUUUUGUAAUAGUUUUAAUAGUUUUAUAGAAAUAAAAUGUGCUAUGCACAGCUCAGUUGGUAUUUAAUAACAAAA
This is a messenger RNA of Bombina bombina (fire-bellied toad), 2603 nucleotides long. RefSeq names its product sonic hedgehog signaling molecule (gene SHH). The record is from RefSeq and is a predicted model, not a curated record. Lineage: Eukaryota; Metazoa; Chordata; Amphibia; Anura; Bombinatoridae. The transcript is spliced from 3 exons. Gene Ontology annotation, biological process: cell fate specification; protein autoprocessing; intein-mediated protein splicing. Bases 295 to 1563 code for a protein of 422 amino acids. Gene Ontology annotation, molecular function: patched binding; calcium ion binding.